Messenger RNA from Erigeron canadensis, 2872 nucleotides. Its product is annotated as kinesin-like protein KIN-14C. The transcript has 17 exons. Gene Ontology annotation, molecular function: microtubule binding; ATP binding; microtubule motor activity. The record is from RefSeq and is a predicted model, not a curated record. The coding region runs from base 211 to 2613 and encodes 800 amino acids. Gene Ontology annotation, biological process: microtubule-based movement. NCBI's taxonomy places the organism in Eukaryota, Viridiplantae, Streptophyta, Magnoliopsida, Asterales, Asteraceae.
UAGAUCUGAUAUUCAAUUUUUCAAAAUUUUGAGGAGCCUUUUUUUCUUCUUUCUCUCUCUUGUUUUCUAACCCUAACCCCCAAAUUAACGUUCCAAUUUUUCCCAAAAUCAAUCCAAAUCCCUCAAAUAUACAUACACCAGCCUAUAUCUAUAUAUCUUCAUCUUCCUUUAAACAAUCAUACCCAGUUUUCCGUUCAGUCGAUUAUAUCAAUGACUUCUCGAAACCAAAACAAGCCUCCCGUACCACGCAGUCCUGUAAACAAAAACCGAGCUGUUACGGAUGAGGCUCCAGAUAAGCGUAGGAAGAUCGGGACUGGUCGGAUGAUGGCAUCGACUACUGCAAGUCGAGGAAGACAGGCGCUCGCUCCAGUGAGCACUCCUAAGGAAGCUGGUAUCGCGCCUUCUUCAGAAACUGAGGCUUCUGAGUUUGACAAUAUCGAGUUUACGAAAGAGGAGGUUGAUGCGUUGUUGAACGAGAGGUUUAAAGGAAAAAAAUUUGAUUCAAAAGGAAAGCAAGAGUGGAUGACAGAGUAUUUGAAAAAGCUGAAGAUGUGUAUAAAAUGGUUUCAAAAGGCUUUAGAAGACCUUACUGAGGAAAAGGAAAACUUGAGUAAAAUGCUCGAUUCAUCCGAACAAAAGUGUGUUGAAGCAGAGGCUGCAAUGAAAAGUAAGGAACAGGAGCUGCAGACUACUAUUUCUAAAUUGGAAACGAUUAUUACAACUUUGAAAGAAAGUCUAGCAAAAGAAGAGUCUGAGAAAUUAGAUGCUCUUGAUUGUCAUAAGAGAGAAUUAGAAGCGAGGAUGGUUUCAGAAAAGAAUCUUGAUUCAGUAAGGGUAGAGCUUAGAGGGGCUGAGCAAAAUGCGUCGAUUGCUAAUGAGAAGGCGAAAAGCCAAGAAGAGAAUAAUAAGAGGUUGCAAGAGUACAGCACAAGUUUGCAACAGUACAAUUCCAAACUUCAAACUGACCUUAAAGCAGCCACUGAUGCAAACAAACAAGUAGAAAGCGAGAAGUCUGCAGUAUUGGAAAAUCUCAGAGAAUUAAGAAGUCAUCAUAGCUUGUUGCAGAAUAAGUUUUCUACUGCUACGAAAUCCCGUGAUGAUGCUAUUGAGCAAAAAGAAUCUGCCAUGAAAGAAGUUGAUAUCCUUAGAAGAGAAUUGCAACAAGUAAGGGAGGAUCGUGAGCGCCAGUUAUUUCAAGUGCAAGAGUUAACUUCUGCAUUAAAUGAAUACAAAGAGACUACCGGGCGAACUGUUGACGAGGUCAAGCAUUUAAUGAUAAAAUCAUCUGCUUUGGAGGAUACUUGUAAAUCUCGAGAAAAAGAGAUAUCUCUUCUUCAAUACCAAUUAGUUGCCGCCAAUCAAAAGCUUGAGAUGGCUGGUAAAUCCUCGGAAGAAAUAAGUAAAGAGUUCGAGAAGCAAAAGAGAUAUAUAUUAGACUUGCAAGAUAGUAUACGAGUCAAAGAUGCUCAACUUGUUGAGGGCGAGAGUUUGAGAAAGAAGCUGCAUAACACCAUAUUGGAAUUGAAAGGCAACAUUAGAGUAUUUUGUAGAGUUCGACCUUUGCUUCCUGAUGAUGGUCCUGAAACAGAAGCUGCUGUAUCUUAUCCCACAGGGGUAGAAUCAGCUGGCCGAGGCAUUGAUUUAAUCCAAUGUGGCCAAAAGUAUCCAUUCACAUUCGAUAAAGUGUUUGCACACGAUGCAUCUCAACAGGAUGUGUUCAUGGAGAUAUCACAGUUGGUACAGAGUGCACUCGAUGGAUAUAAGGUUUGUAUAUUUGCAUAUGGGCAAACUGGAUCCGGUAAGACGUACACUAUGAUGGGUAGGCCAGAAGCUCCUCUGCAAAAGGGCCUCAUCCCACGGUCUUUAGAGCAAGUUUUUGAAACUAGCCAAGCCCUUGUUGCCCAGGGAUGGAAAUACAAGAUGCAGGCUUCAAUGUUGGAAAUUUACAACGAAACAAUUCGUGACUUGCUGUCCCCACGGUCAAUUGGUGGAGAUGUUUCACGUGCAGAAGUCAGUGGUGCAGGGAAGCAAUAUACCAUCAGGCAUGAUGCAGAAGGCAACACAUAUGUUUCUGAUCUUACCAUUGUCGAUGUGUGUAGCUCAAGAGAGGUUUCCAAUCUUCUCCAGCAGGCUGCACAUAGCAGGUCUGUUGGCAAAACAGAUAUGAACGAGCAUUCGUCUAGAAGUCAUUUUGUUUUUACAUUAAGGAUAUAUGGAGUAAACGAGAGCACUGAACAACAAGUUCAAGGGGUCUUGAAUCUAAUUGAUUUAGCUGGUAGUGAACGUCUUUCAAGAAGCGGUGCGACUGGAGAAAGAUUGAAGGAGACACAGGCUAUCAACAAAAGUUUAUCUUCGUUGAGUGAUGUAAUUUUUGCCCUUGCAAAGAAAGAAGAUCAUGUUCCCUUCAGGAACUCAAAGCUUACAUAUCUUCUCCAGCCUUGUUUGGGCGGAGACUCAAAGACACUCAUGUUUGUGAACGUAUCACCUGAUCCGUUAUCCGUUGGAGAGUCAUUAUGUUCAUUACGAUUUGCUGCAAGGGUGAAUUCUUGUGAGAUCGGAAUCCCACGUCGGCAAACUAUCCGACCUUUGGAUUCUCGCUUGAGUUGUGGCUAAAACUUAUAGGAUUUGAAAGCUGACAAGGAUGAUGCUUUGCAAAGGGUAUUAAAGUGUCGUUUGUCAUAUGCCCCAAUGACACUGCUACUAUUUGUUUUCAUUUGAGAGUGCAUAAAUGGGUUGUUAACAAAAUAUGUAAUAUUUAACUUGGUUUGUGUAUCUGUUGUACCUGAUGUAGAUGACAUAUUAGUGUUUGCAAACAUAUGUAGCUCUUGCAUAUGAUUGGUUAUUUUAAUUGUGAGUUUUAAAUCAAGGAAAA